UUUAGCAACACAAGAAAGAUGAAACUUGCAGUGAUCGUAGCCGCUUGCUUGGUUGCCACAGUCGCCUGUGCGCCAACUCAACGUGCCCUUACUGAUGACUUUGACGAUUUCGUGGAAUUGCUUCCUUUGGAAGACCUGCUGAGCUUGGCCCUCCGUUACCUGGUUAGCGACAAAGAAGUCCAGCAAGUGUUGCUCUAUCUGCAAGGAAAGGAAUUUGGAAAGGUUUGGGAUCAGUUCUUCGCUCUCACGGCAGUACAAGAUUUGUUGAACUAUUUGGAGGAAGCUGGCGUUCCAGCAUACGAGUCGCUGAAUGUUGUCGCCGAUUUCUUGGGUUUGACUCCUUUGAAACCAAACGUGCGAAGUCUGCGUACGGGUGGAUUGAACGGAUUGCUUGAAGAGACCCUUGCCAUGUUGCCACUAGAGGAACUGGAGGCACUCUUUGAAGAAAAGAUGAAGACUAGCACUGAGUUCAAGGCUUUGUUCGAGAAACUGCAGAAGUUUGACCAUAAGCAGUUGAGAGACCUAUACGAGACUUCGGCUGAAGUAAAAGGAAUGGUCCAAAAGCUGCGCGAUCUCGGUGUUGAUGUUGAUCACAUUGUUGAGGUGGUCAAGGAUUUCUUCGGAUGGACGCCAACUCAACGUGCCCUUACUGAUGACUUUGACGAUUUCGUGGAAUUGCUUCCUUUGGACGACCUGCUGAGCUUGGCCCUCCGUUACCUGGUUAGCGACAAAGAAGUCCAGCAAGUGUUGCUCUAUCUGCAAGGAAAGGAAUUUGGAAAGGUUUGGGAUCAGUUCUUCGCUCUCACGGCAGUACAAGAUUUGUUGAACUAUUUGGAGGAAGCUGGCGUUCCAGCAUACGAGUCGCUGAAUGUUGUCGCCGAUUUCUUGGGUUUGACUCCUUUGAAACCAAACGUGCGAAGUCUGCGUACGGGUGGAUUGAACGGAUUGCUUGAAGAGACCCUUGCCAUGUUGCCACUAGAGGAACUGGAGGCACUCUUUGAAGAAAAGAUGAAGACUAGCACUGAGUUCAAGGCUUUGUUCGAGAAACUGCAGAAGUUUGACCAUAAGCAGUUGAGAGACCUAUACGAGACUUCGGCUGAAGUAAAAGGAAUGGUCCAAAAGCUGCGCGAUCUCGGUGUUGAUGUUGAUCACAUUGUUGAGGUGGUCAAGGAUUUCUUCGGAUGGAACUAAAUUGCAUGAGAGUAUGUUUACUAGAGCAAUGACAUAAUAAAUGAAACACAAUAAAUGAACUAUCAGCAAAUUUCAUGCUUU
Molecule: messenger RNA, 1272 nt
Organism: Anopheles moucheti
Lineage: Eukaryota; Metazoa; Arthropoda; Insecta; Diptera; Culicidae
Product: protein G12-like
Exons: 6
Coding region: 19-1191 (390 amino acids)
Source: RefSeq, a predicted model, not a curated record